AAUUUUUGGCACCUGCUGAUCCUUGCUAUUCACUAAACGUCCAGCCUUACACGUAGCAGCAUUUAGGUUAAGAAUUAUCUGCUUGACUUUCAUUCCACAUUACCUAUCUUAGGCGCCUAGAUUAUAUGCGCGAGACGGCGCCCUUCGAUUCUUAGCGGCAAACCCAGAUAUCUGGUAGUCAGUUUGGAUAUCUUGCAUAUCUGCAUGCGCAUGUAUAUCUGAGUAUAUACGUACUUGAGGCAAACAUAUCAUUAUCACGAUUGGGAUAUAUAAUAUCAAGACGGCCUCAUCUUGGGACUGCUGUUUGCCCGAGUGUUAUCAUCUUUGUCCCUAAGUGUACACACAACCUACUAUAAGAUGGACGAGGAUCAGGGUCCGUCCCAGAUCGUGCCGCAGCACGAAUCGAAGAAGACCAUGGGCGAUCGAUUAAACGGCCUCAAGAAAACGUUCCUCACAAAGCAAGGUAUCCUAGGCGAUUAUGACUAUGCCUUCCUUCUCCGGCCAAAUCUGCCGUUCAUGAAGAAGUCUCGGCAAGCUUCGCCCUUCUUCGGCCUCAACGACAAGAUGCCCGUCGUCCUAGCCCUUCUCCUCGGUCUCCAACACGCCUUGGCUAUGCUCGCCGGGAUCAUCACCCCUCCUAUCAUCAUGGCGUCCGGCAUCAACCUACCCACUGAGCUGCAGCAGUAUUUGGUCUCGACCGCCUUGAUCGUAUCCGGCAUCCUCUCGGCGAUCCAGAUCACCAGAUUUCACAUCUACGGCACUCCAUAUUACCUCGGUACCGGUCUCAUCUCAGUUGUCGGUACUUCAUUUUCGAUAAUCACGGUAGCGUCAGGUGCUUUCGAGCAGAUGUACGCUAACGGGAUGUGUCCGACGGACGCGGACGGCACGAAGCUGCCUUGCCCGGACGCGUACGGCGCGCUUCUCGGAACCGCGGCAGUGUGCGCCCUGAUCGAAGUUCUCAUCGCCUUCAUACCGCCGAAGAUCAUGCUUAAGAUCUUUCCCCCUAUCGUCACCGGCCCGACAGUGAUGUUGAUCGGCAUCAGCCUCAUCGAGACGGGCUUCAAGAACUGGGCUGGCGGCAGCGGAUCCUGCGCGGACACCACGCCCACGGCAUACUAUGCAGUGUGUCCGAACGUCGGCGCCCCUCACGCUUUACCUUGGGGCUCGCCGGAGUAUCUAGGCCUCGGGUUCUUGGUAUUCCUUACCAUCAUCCUCUGCGAACGUUUCGGAGCCCCGAUCAUGAAAUCCACAAGCGUCAUCGUCGGCCUCCUCGUGGGUUGCAUCGUCGCCGCCGCCACCGGCUACUUCGACCGUUCGGGCAUCGACGCCGCUCCGGUCGCGUCUUUCAUAUGGGUCCACACGUUUAAACUUACCGUGUACGGACCUCUGGUGCUGCCGGUGCUAGCUGUGUUCAUCAUCUGCGCGUGCGAAGCGAUCGGGGAUAUUACCGCCACGUGCGACGUCUCACGUCUCGAGGUCGAGGGUAGCACGUACGAGUCCCGCAUCCAGGGCGGCGUGUUAGCCGACGGCUUGAACGGCGUCCUCGCCGCUCUGAUGACUAUCACGCCCAUGUCUACGUUUGCGCAGAACAACGGAGUCAUCGCUCUCACGCGCUGCGCAAACCGCACGGCCGGAUACUGUUGCUGUUUCUUCCUGGUCAUAAUGGGCAUAUUCGCAAAAUUCGCGGCUGCUCUCGUCGCUAUCCCGUCCCCCGUUCUCGGUGGGAUGACUACGUUUUUAUUCUGCUCCGUGGCCGUUUCGGGUAUCGCCAUCAUAGCCCGGGGGGUUCCCUUCAACCGCCGAAACAGGUUUAUCUUGACGGCUGGGUUGUCCAUCGGAUACGGAGCCACCCUGGUUCCGACCUACUUCGACAACGUCUUCAGCUAUAGCGGAGAUAACAAGAGUCUGCAAGGAUUCUUAGACGCGAUCGUGCUAGUCAUGGAGACAGGUUUCACGGUGACGGCUUUCAUCUGCGUGAUCCUUAACUUGACUUUGGAAGAGGAGAUUGAGGAGACGGACGAGAAGCUCGUCGUUCCUGAGGAACCGGUGAUGACGACGAAGCAUACACCAAACAAUGCGGAAAGCUUCGACAGCAGUAGAGUUCCUUCGGGCCACGAAAAACAGGUGUAGACAAUGGAUAUGAAGUAGAUAUCUAGUGAUUAUUACUGUACCCCCUGAAAUACCUAGUGUCUGCACGUUUUUAUGCAAAUAUGAAAGUUUCGAACAAGG
Molecule: messenger RNA, 2229 nt
Organism: Annulohypoxylon truncatum
Lineage: Eukaryota; Fungi; Ascomycota; Sordariomycetes; Xylariales; Hypoxylaceae
Product: Xanthine/uracil permease
Exons: 8
Coding region: 358-2130 (590 amino acids)
Biological process (GO): xanthine transport; transmembrane transport
Cellular component (GO): membrane; fungal-type vacuole
Molecular function (GO): xanthine transmembrane transporter activity
Source: RefSeq, a predicted model, not a curated record